Molecule: messenger RNA, 1637 nt
Organism: Centruroides sculpturatus (bark scorpion)
Lineage: Eukaryota; Metazoa; Arthropoda; Arachnida; Scorpiones; Buthidae
Product: alpha-tocopherol transfer protein-like
Exons: 6
Coding region: 111-956 (281 amino acids)
Cellular component (GO): membrane
Molecular function (GO): phosphatidylinositol bisphosphate binding
Source: RefSeq, a predicted model, not a curated record
UGAAAUUAUUGUAUCACUUCUGUUAAACUGUAACCGUCUUUUUUCUCUGUUUUACAGCACGAAGACUGAAUUAUCUAGCUGUGUAUAUAUUAAUACACUGUCGUGUAUGUAUGCCUUUUAUAGAAAUGACUCUUGGAAUAUUCAUUGAUAACUCAAAGAACGAAAGCAGCAAAUAUUCGUGGAACGAUGAAGAUGUCCAAAUUUUCAAAAACAUGAUAAGAAAAGAGCAAAUAAAUUGUCGCAUGGACGACAUAUUCCUCUUGGGCUUCCUCAGAGCUCGGAAAUUCGAUAAAGAAAGGGCUAUUAAAUUAUUAAAAUCUUACUACUCAGCAAGAGAAAGUUACAAGGAUAUCUUUAAGGAUUUCAAUCCUUUGGCUGUAAAAGAAUAUUUAGAUACGAAAAUUUUGGGAUAUACUCGACAGACUGAUCAAAAAGGACGAGUUAUAGGAUUUGGAAGAUGCUCUAUGUGGGAUCCUAAUAAAGUUCACAUUAAAUCAGUAUUAAAAUGCACAUUGAUGAUUUGUGACUUGAAUAUAAAUGAACACGUAAUGCAAGUCAAUGGUUUAGUUUUGAUCUUUGAUGCUAAAGGCUUAUCCUGGAGGCACAUUGUUCAACUUACCCCAAACACUGUUUAUUCCAUCGCUUCUUUAAUGUUUGGUUCCAGUCAAAUUAGUUAUAAAGAAAUUCACAUGGUCAAUGUUGGAAAAUUAUUAUACAUUUUUCUGUCAGCGUUUAUGCCAUUUUUACCACACAAAAUCAGGAACAGAAUUCACCUCCACAACUCUGGAAUGGAAUCAUUGCACAAGUUUGUUGAUCCUAAGUAUUUGCCUGUCGAAUAUGGAGGAGAAUUGCCACCUUUGGAUCCAACCGAAUGUAAUGACAGACUACUAGAGUACCAAGAAUUCUUUGAAGAAAGCGAAAAAUAUUGGAACAAAAGUACAGUAGAAGCUCGUUAAUCCGGAACCUAAGGAACCAGAAUGGUGCCGGAUUACCAAACAUAUUUGUAUUUUUGCAAAAUUCGCAUUGCUGCUCAUUUUCUAUUAGUGUACGCUGCUCUGUGAUUCCAAUUUGUUUACGUACGCUCUUUAAUUAGUCUGUAAAUGAUACAAUGCAUGACUAAACUGUAUUACUAAUGAUCGAAAAUCCUACAAGAAGGUUUAUGUUGUACAGAAUCAACACUCGCAAUGAUUAUGUACAGAUAUUUAUUUUCUAGGCAUUUGCUAUAUACAUACGAUUUACAGAAGUUUCAUCGGCUAUUUUCACAGGGUGCCAGAUUACGGAAUGCUUUUGGGUCUAUCGCGUGCCGGAUUAACGAACGUCUACUAUAAAUCUGGUAUUCUUAUAGGACAAGCGACUUUUGAAAUAUAAAACCCACUUGAUGAUUCACAAUUAAUUUUUUUCAUCUAUUUGUAUCAUUGAUAUUUCAGCCAAUCUUGGACCUAUGCAAGUACCCAUAGGUAUUCCAUCCUUCUGGGUAUAGAAUUUAUUUUCGAACUGAAAAUAGUUGUUUUUAAUUAUAAUUAAAAACAUAAAGGCAUAGAAUCUUACAACGUGUAUGUAGAUGAUUGUAUUAUAAUAUAUGAUACAAGGAAAACGAACGAACAAAUAAUUAAAAAUGAAGUUAAUGAGAUAAAAGA